Messenger RNA from Camellia sinensis, 2160 nucleotides. Its product is annotated as Methylthiotransferase. The record is from RefSeq and is a predicted model, not a curated record. Gene Ontology annotation, cellular component: endoplasmic reticulum. Gene Ontology annotation, molecular function: tRNA (N(6)-L-threonylcarbamoyladenosine(37)-C(2))-methylthiotransferase activity; 4 iron, 4 sulfur cluster binding. Gene Ontology annotation, biological process: tRNA methylthiolation. NCBI's taxonomy places the organism in Eukaryota, Viridiplantae, Streptophyta, Magnoliopsida, Ericales, Theaceae.
AUAUUUCACACUUGUGCCAAACAAAACGAAAAACCCUCAGUCUAUGUUUCUCGUAUCCAGCCAGUCAGGGGAUCUAGCUGCCUAUUGAAAUGGAAGACAUAGAGGAUCUGCUGGUUGGGAGUGGCGGAGCUCCGGCUGGUUUCCGGUUGCCGAUCACGGCCUCCGUCAGCGUCAAUCCGAAGAAGAAGAAUCAGCAGUCUGAUCUCAACAAUCACUCUUCAAUCCAACCCUCACUCACUGCCUCUCACUCUCCGAAAAUCCCCGGCACUCAGACGAUUUAUAUGAAGACUUUUGGAUGUUCACAUAAUCAAAGUGAUAGUGAAUAUAUGGCGGGUCAGCUUUCUGCAUUUGGUUACGUACUGGGUGACAAUCCCGAGGAGGCAGACCUGUGGCUGAUAAAUACAUGCACGGUAAAGUCCCCAAGUCAGUCUGCCAUGGAAACUCUGAUAUCGAAAUGUAGAAGCGCAAAAAAGCCUUUGGUGGUGGCAGGAUGUGUGCCUCAAGGAAGUCGCAAUUUGAAAGAGCUAGAAGGGGUCAGCAUAGUUGGCGUCCAGCAAAUUGACCGUGUGGUUGAAGUUGUAGAAGAGACUUUGAAAGGUCAUGAGGUGCGGCUUUUGAACCGCAAGACAUUACCCGCACUUGAUCUCCCAAAGGUGAGAAAGAACAAGUUUAUUGAGAUUCUUCCCAUUAAUGUUGGUUGUUUAGGUGCUUGCACUUACUGCAAGACAAAGCAUGCUCGUGGUCAUUUAGGGAGCUAUACUGUUGACAGCCUUGUAGAGCGUGUCAGAACUGUCAUAACUGAUGGAGUGAAGGAGAUUUGGUUGAGCAGCGAAGACACUGGAGCAUAUGGUCGUGACAUUGGUGUUAAUCUUCCAAUUCUAUUGAAGGCUAUUGUUGCAGAGCUUCCCUCAGAUGGAAGCACAAUGCUUCGUAUUGGGAUGACUAAUCCUCCUUAUAUUCUUGAGCACUUAAAAGACAUAGCAGAUGUUCUGUGUCACCCGUGCGUGUACUCAUUUCUUCAUGUACCUGUUCAGUCUGGGAGUGACGCUGUCUUGGCUGCAAUGAAUCGGGAGUACACUGUAGGCGAGUUCAGGACGGUAGUAGAUACAUUGACUGAACUUGUGCCCGGGAUGCAGAUUGCGACUGAUAUAAUUUGUGGCUUCCCUGGUGAAACGGAUGAAGAUUUUGGUCAAACAGUGAGCCUUAUUGAUGAGUACAAGCUUCCUCAAGUUCAUAUAUCACAGUUCUAUCCUCGUCCUGGAACCCCCGCUGCAAGGAUGAAAAAGGUUCCGAGUACUGUAGUGAAGAAACGGAGUCGUGAAUUGACUAAUGUUUUCGAGUCACUUACACCAUACAAUGGCAUGGAAGGCAAAGUAGAGAGAAUAUGGAUCACUGAAAUUGCCACUGAUGGAAUCCACUUGGUGGGUCACACCAAAGGAUAUGUGCAGGUGCUGGUAAUUGGUCCAGAAACCAUACUGGGGACUUCAGCCAUUGUGAAGAUAACAUCAGUUGGAAGGUGGUCAGUGUUUGGGGAAGUGAUCGAGACUCUCAACCAAAUAAAUGGAAAUAUCGCUUCAAGUGAGCGAAAGUCUAAUGGCAACAAAUGUACUCCAUGCUCGAACCUGGAAGAAGCUUGUGCAUGUUCGAGAGAGCCAGAACCUUGUGCUUGUGAAAUGACAAGUUGUGGGGUACAAAACGCAUUGGAGGAAAGUACCAUUUCGCUUCCAAAGAAUGAAAAUCGCAGCCUCAUUAGAUGGUUACUAAGGAAACGGAAGAAUCAAUCACAAAAGAGGAUGGAGAAUGGGAUUGUCUCGGAAAUUAAAGAAAAUCAAGAAUGGAGUAGAGGAAGGAUGCGAGAGUGGACUCUUGUCGAUAGGGCUCUUGUCGGUGGAAUGGUUGUAAGCUUGUUGACAGUUGCAGUUCUAUUAUCAUUUUUUGUAUCUGGUAGUAUGAUGGCUAACUGAGUAUUGCCUGAAUUCUACAUUGCACAAGUGAGAGAUUAUCAAAGAAAGGCUGCCAUGUAUGCAUAUUCAUAUGAGAGAUUUUGGGAUUCAUUGCCUGCCAACUUGUAGCUCGUGGCGGAUUCAUUGUUCUAGGAUUUUUUCCCAAUUAAUUUCUCAACCCUAAUAUUUAUUGUUAAUCGAAUUCUUCUUUUUCAUU